Molecule: messenger RNA, 758 nt
Organism: Effrenium voratum
Lineage: Eukaryota; Dinophyceae; Suessiales; Symbiodiniaceae
Source: the annotation of a GenBank genome assembly
CAUGAACUCAGGAUCUGAGACAUACCUCGGGCAAGAGAUGCCUGCCGCCUUCCGGCUCCAGUCCGAGCGAGCCAAACCUUCCCUAGCCAAAUCUGAAGACGCAAUGGCUCGACCAGGACGCAUGCUGUUGGUGGCUGCGGCCGCGCUCCUGGGCCUGCGGUACUGCUUCUUGGCCAGCCCGGAGAACCUGCCCAAGGCCAAGCCUGGCAUCGACUUCAACCCCGCAAUCGCCGCCUCCGCCGCGCUGCCGGCGCUGACGAUGCUGGCGGAGGACGCGGAGGCGAAGUACGGGGACAACCGGAAGUGGUCCGCGGUGCUGGUGCCGCUGACGACUUUGGUCUUCCCGGCCGUGGCCAUGGGCUCCUUCGUCCUGUACUCCUUCCAGGAGGAUGCCUUCUGGCGCCUAGUGCCUGGCACCAAGCGUGCGGCCGAGGCGGAGAAGGCCUGGCGGGAGCACCCGCUCUUCAAGGACUCCAAGGACCCGAUGUUCGGCCUGCUGAACCCUGACGAUUACGAGAAGGGCCUGGAAGAGGCUUGGGAGCGCGCCAAGCCGGCGGGCAGCACCGUCACUGUGAAGGACAAGCUGAAGCAGCUCUCCAAGCAAGACUCCCCUCACUGGGAGUCCUGGAGGAGCCUCUCUGCCUGAGGGCGACGGUCGUGAAGCGUUUCUGAAGUACGUCCCGACUUGAGCAGGCAAAGACGGCCAAAGGCCUGGCACGUCGCCAGCACAUUGGCUAGUGAGGUUGAGGUUGUUGGCA